Molecule: messenger RNA, 224 nt
Organism: Sphenostylis stenocarpa
Lineage: Eukaryota; Viridiplantae; Streptophyta; Magnoliopsida; Fabales; Fabaceae
Source: the annotation of a GenBank genome assembly
UUGGAAUUGGAUGAGUUUGCACCUGCAAGAGUUGGAUAUGGUAGAAUUACUAAAGAGUACUUGGACAAUAUAAAGAAGAAGAAUGUGUGUCCAAAAUUGAGAAGAAGAGAAUGGCUAAGGAGGCUAACAAGGAGAAAGAAGAGUUCACUAGAAAAUCUACAUAAAGACUAUCUUACACAUGAGAGGAUGACAAGGACCAAAGACCAUGUCACUAAGUUGGGAAG